UCCUGCUCCGCCGCGUUUGUGUCCGGGUCGCUCGCCGUUCCUUCUGCCGCCGCUACCGCCCGGUUCCCCACUCCCGCCCCGGGCGCGACACCCGUUUCUGGCACCGGUGCGGCGGCGGGGUCUGUCCCCGCGGCGAGUGGGGCGUCGGCGGGGCUCGGCGGGGGUGGGGAGGAGCAGGGCCGGACGGGACGGGGCUCCUCUCGUCUCCUCACCGCCUGUCUCGGGGGGCGGCGGCGGCGGCGGCCGGGGGGCGGUGAGGCCGGGGGGGCCUCGGCUGCGGGCCCCGGCAGCGGUGCGGCCCCCGCCCCGAGGCAGGACGAUGCCGGUGAAGAAGAAGAGGAAGUCCUCGGGGCCGGCGGCUGCAGCGGCGGACGACACCGGCCUCAAGAAAUGUAAAAUCGGCAGCUAUUGCAGAUCACAAGCCUCUGGUAAAGUAAUAAGUGGAGAGGAACAUUUUUCAAGCAAAAAGUGCCUGGCUUGGUUUUAUGAAUAUGCAGGUCCCGAUGAAGUUGUGGGGCCUGAGGGAAUGGAAAAGUUCUGUGAAGACAUCGGUGUUGAGCCUGAAAAUAUUAUUAUGUUAGUUUUAGCCUGGAAACUAGAGGCUGAAAGCAUGGGAUUUUUUACCAAGGAAGAAUGGUUAAAAGGAAUGACCUCAUUACAGUGUGACUGUACAGAAAAAUUACAGAGUAAAUUUGACUUCUUGCGGUCACAAUUGAAUGACAUUUCAUCCUUUAAGAAUAUCUACAGAUAUGCCUUUGAUUUUGCAAGGGAUAAAGACCAGCGAAGUCUUGAUAUUGAUACUGCAAAAUCCAUGUUAGCUCUUCUGCUUGGAAGAACUUGGCCACUAUUUUCAGUAUUUUAUCAAUACCUGGAGCAAUCGAAGUAUAGAGUUAUGAACAAGGAUCAGUGGUACAAUGUGCUAGAGUUCAGCAGAACUGUCCACGCAGAUCUUAGCAACUAUGAUGAAGACGGUGCUUGGCCCGUACUUCUGGACGAAUUUGUUGAAUGGCAAAAAGUUCGUCAAGCAUCAUAGCAAGAAUUCAAAAGAAAAUGCAAAAGUUUUUUUUGGUGCCCACCUGUACACAAACUAAUGAGAAAAACAAAGGAUUGCAUUUUCAUUCUUAAGAAAGACUUUACAGUAAUUUUUUUUUCCUUUUUUAAGGAAAUUUUCUUGUUACACGUGAUAUGGGCAUUGAACCACACCUCUUCUGAGACUGAAAGUUGGAGUUUUUGUUUUGAGUCUUAUGUUUAUAGCAUUUAUUUCAGAACAAUAAAGAUUCAGAUUUGUGACAAAG
This is a messenger RNA of Chroicocephalus ridibundus (black-headed gull), 1295 nucleotides long. It is a transcript of the gene DCUN1D5, whose product is annotated as defective in cullin neddylation 1 domain containing 5. The coding region runs from base 320 to 1033 and encodes 237 amino acids. Gene Ontology annotation, biological process: protein neddylation. Gene Ontology annotation, cellular component: ubiquitin ligase complex. The transcript has 8 exons. The record is from RefSeq and is a predicted model, not a curated record. NCBI's taxonomy places the organism in Eukaryota, Metazoa, Chordata, Aves, Charadriiformes, Laridae. Gene Ontology annotation, molecular function: ubiquitin-like protein binding; cullin family protein binding; ubiquitin conjugating enzyme binding.